This is a messenger RNA of Argentina anserina (silverweed cinquefoil), 2853 nucleotides long. Its product is annotated as FT-interacting protein 1. Bases 367 to 2757 code for a protein of 796 amino acids. The record is from RefSeq and is a predicted model, not a curated record. The transcript has 2 exons. NCBI's taxonomy places the organism in Eukaryota, Viridiplantae, Streptophyta, Magnoliopsida, Rosales, Rosaceae.
CCAAGUGCCUUAUAUUCAAAAUAUAACUAUAUAUCAUGAAGCCAGAAAGGUUUGUACACGGUUGCGAAUUACUUGCCAAACAAGAAUCCUCAAGUUUGGAACAUAUAUAUUAGAGGAAGCAAGGAUUAUUGAAAACUCCUACAAGUACUGAAGCUGCUCUUGUGAGUUAAAAGGUACAAGAGCUGCUGCAGUAUGCAGUGAAAGAUACUUUGAGCAUCAAUACGCAGUGAUUUUGAAGCUGCAACUUCCCAUUGUUCAAAAGUUUCGAACUGAAUUGGUGUCAUUCCCGCAAAGCGAACAAAAGAGGUUACAGAAGACUUGAUAUAAAGUUUUACUUCCACAAGAGAGCCAUCCACACUUGCAGAAAUGAAAUCACAGGCUGGUAGUAAUCCCCAAGAGGACUACAAAUUGAAGGACACGAAACCCCAGCUUGGGGAACGAUGGCCACAUGGAGGAGUGCGCGGUGGAGGAGGGUGGAUUAGCAGUGAAAGAGCUACAAGCACUUAUGACCUUGUUGAGCAGAUGUUCUAUCUCUAUGUUAGAGUUGUUAAAGCAAAAGAUCUGCCAACAAACCCUGUAACAGGAAGUUGUGACCCUUACAUAGAAGUGAAGCUUGGAAAUUACAAGGGCAAAACACAGCACUUUGAGAAAAAAACAAACCCCGAAUGGAAGCAGGUGUUUGCAUUCUCAAAAGACAAGAUUCAGUCUUCCAUACUUGAAGUUUAUGUCAGAGAGAAAGACAUGGUAGCAAGAGAUGACUAUGUAGGAAAAGUGGUGUUUGACAUGAAUGAAGUGCCAACUAGAGUUCCGCCGGAUAGUCCUUUGGCGCCUCAGUGGUAUAGAUUAGAACACCGCAGAAGCGAUACCUAUAAGGUCAGAGGAGAGGUUAUGCUUGCAGUUUGGAUGGGCACACAGGCUGAUGAAGCUUUCCCAGAAGCUUGGCACUCGGAUGCUGCUUCAGUUCAUGGAGAAGGAGUUUUUAGCAUUCGUUCCAAAGUUUACGUUUCACCAAAACUCUGGUAUCUCAGAGUCAAUGUAAUUGAAGCUCAAGAUGUGGAACCACAUGACAAAAGCCAACCACCACAAGCUUUUGUGAAGGCUCAUGUUGGGAACCAGACACUCAAGACAAAGGUAUGUCCGACCAAAACUCCUAAUCCAAUGUGGAAUGAAGACUUGCUCUUCGUAGCAGCAGAGCCUUUUGAAGAACUGCUUGUGCUUACAAUUGAAAACAAAGUCAGCUCAAAAGAAGAACAAGUGGGGAAAAUAAGCUUGCCACUGACCAUGUUCGAAAGGCGCUUGGAUCACAGGCCAGUACAUUCUCGCUGGUUCACCCUCGAAAAAUUUGGUUUCGGUGCAUUGGAGGGAGACAAAAGGCAUGAGCUCAAAUUUUCAACCAGAGUCCAUCUAAGAGUCUGUCUUGAGGGUGCUUACCAUGUUCUGGAUGAAUCGACCUUAUACAUAAGUGAUGUGAGGCCUACUGCUAGGCAGCUAUGGAAACAACCAAUUGGGAUUCUUGAAGUGGGGAUCUUAAGUGCUCAAGGGAUUCUUCCGAUGAAGACCAAGGAUGGUAAAUCAACAACUGAUGCUUACUGUGUAGCUAAGUAUGGGCAGAAAUGGGUGAGGACCAGAACAAUCAUCGAAAGCUCCAGUCCGAAAUGGAAUGAGCAAUACACAUGGGAGGUCUAUGACCCUUGCACUGUGAUCACACUAGGAGUUUUCGACAACUGUCAUCUGGGUGGAAAUGAGAAACCAACUUCCGGCAGCGGAGCAAAAAAUGACUCGAGAAUUGGCAAGGUAAGAAUCAGGCUAUCAACUCUUGAAAUGGAUAGGAUUUACACCAACUCUUAUCCACUUCUUGUUCUUCACCCAUCUGGAUUGAAGAAGAUGGGGGAGCUGCAACUAGCAGUGAGGUUUACCUGUCUCUCAUUAGCAAAUAUAAUCUACCUCUAUGGUCAUCCCUUGCUUCCCAAAAUGCAUUACCUGCAUCCAUUCACUGUAAACCAGUUAGAUAGUCUGAGGUAUCAGGCAAUGAACAUUGUAGCUGUAAGACUUGGCAGAGCUGAGCCACCACUAAGAAAAGAGGUGGUGGAGUACAUGCUUGAUGUAGAUUCCCACAUGUGGAGCAUGAGAAGAAGCAAAGCCAACUUCUUCAGAAUUGUUUCACUCUUCUCUGGCCUAAUCUCCAUGAGCAGGUGGCUUGGCGAAGUACGUCACUGGAAAAAUCCAAUCACUACAGUUCUAGUUCAUGUUCUGUUUUUCCUACUGAUCUGCUACCCAGAACUGAUCCUCCCUACGAUCUUCCUGUACAUGUUUCUCAUCGGAAUAUGGAAUUUCCGUUUCCGGCCACGAGUUCCACCCAGUAUGGAUACUAAGCUUUCAUGGGCAGAAGCUGUUCACCCGGAUGAAAUGGAUGAAGAGUUCGACACCUUCCCCACAUCGAAGGCCCAAGACGUGGUGCGAAUGAGAUAUGAUAGACUACGAAGUGUAGCGGGAAGAAUUCAAACGGUGGUUGGAGACAUAGCAACUCAGGGGGAGAGAUUCCAGGCAGUGCUCAGUUGGAGAGACCCAAGAGCAAGCAGCCUGUUCGUAUUUCUGUGCCUUAUUAUUGCUGUGGUGCUCUAUGUGACACCCUUCAAGAUGCUUGCACUGAUUUCAGGCAUAGUCUGGCUACGCCACCCAAGAUUCCGAAGCAAGCUACCUUCAGCGCCCAGCAAUUUCUUCAGAAGACUGCCAUCUCGAGCUGAUAGCAUGCUCUGAGGAUCAUGGUUGUCCGUUCAAGCACCAAGGAUUUCAUGUAUUGUUUACCUUCUGAUUUGCAUUCGGUUAAAAAUUAGAUUUCGAACAAAAAUAAUC